Molecule: messenger RNA, 2379 nt
Organism: Gasterosteus aculeatus aculeatus (three-spined stickleback)
Lineage: Eukaryota; Metazoa; Chordata; Actinopteri; Perciformes; Gasterosteidae
Product: protein mono-ADP-ribosyltransferase PARP11
Cellular component (GO): nucleus
Molecular function (GO): NAD+ poly-ADP-ribosyltransferase activity
Source: RefSeq, a predicted model, not a curated record
UCUGCGUGACGAACCAGGAAGUAAAGGUAAACAACGCCAAAAAGGAACACAGGAAAAUGUUACGUCGUGUCACUCACCCGUUCUCAUUUGGAAUCCGCGAUGUUUUGUGAAUCAUAACGCAUGAAGGUCUUCCAUCCCGAUAAGAACAGGCAUCCGGCUGGAGACGGGCUGGAAACCGGUAAGACCCCCACCACCCCCCCUCCUCCCCGUUGAACUGAGAGGACUCGGGCGCGGCAGCCGCUAAAUGAUGCUAGCUUGAUAAGAGUGAGCCAUGUUAGCCAUCAGAUCGUCCGAGGAGGAGUCCACGGAGAUGGAGGAGAUGGACACCUCGGAUCCCAAGUGGUGCUGGUUCUACUUGGCCGAGUGUGGGGUUUGGCACAUGUUUGAGAUUGAUCCCAGUGCAGCCUGCUCUGUGACCAGUGCUCAGAUUGAGCAGUGCUACGGCAGAAACCAACGAGGUGUCAUGGAGUUCUACACAGCCAAGUACACCUACAGACUGGACUUCUCCGUGAUGCGACAGAUAAAUGUAACGACAGGGAAGCAGCGACCGAUCAAACGCUCCCUCCAUUCCGCAACUGGCUUCAGGUUUAUAUGUGAUAAUCUUGCCUUGCCUGUGCCAUGCCAUUGGGAGAGAAUAAAUACUGAUGAGCCCUAUCAGCUUGUCCAGCUCGGGCGAGACACGUAUGAGUUUAAAGAAGUGGCCAGACUGUACGAUAGGACAAUGGAUCAUCCCAUCAAAUCCAUCCAGAGGAUUCAGAACCUUGACUUAUGGGAAUUCUUCUGCAGGAAGAAAACACAGUUGCGAAAAGUCAAGCGCACAUUAGACAUUGAGGAGCGAAUGCUGUUUCACGGCACGGGACACAGCAACAUACAAGCUAUAUGCACGUUUAACUUUGACUGGCGGCUGACAGGAAGCCACGGGGACGUCUAUGGCAAAGGAAGCUACUUUGCCCGGGACGCCAAAUAUUCCAGUAAAUUCUGUCACACCACGGGCAAGCACAACACCAUCCUGCAGAGGCACGGACUCGCCCCGCCAAUAUUUGCAAGUGAGCCGCCCUACAAGACCAUGUUCCUGGCCAGAGUGCUGGUCGGCGAAUACACAGUCGGCCUCCCGAUGUACUGCAGGCCGCCGUCCAAGGACGCCUGCUUCACCAACUUUUAUGACAGUUGCGUGGACGAUAUGACCAAUCCAAAGAUUUACGUCAUUUUUGACAGCAAUCAGAUUUACCCCGAGUAUCUGGUUGAGUUCUACUGAAGCCAAUCAAGAAAACGUUACUUUAUUUAUAUAUAUAUAUAUAUAUAUAUAUAUAUAAAUAAAAGGGGCUGGAUCUCAAUGAUGGGGUGACAUUUGAAGAAAAAAAGGCGGCAUACGGGACAUUUGCCUUUUCUUUCAGUCACAUCCAGUGAGUAACUGGAGCAUGGGUUGUCUCAAGUGCCUUUGGGGAAAUUGGAAAAACAAAAGACAAUAAAGACUCUGUGUGCAGUGUGCGCACUGUGCAGUACAUUCUAAGACGGGCCGACAGGAGGAAAUUGCUGACCCAAGAGCAGUCUUUAUGGCAAUAUUGUAUUAAAUGCAUACAUCUGUGCUUGCUUGUUCAAUGUCGGCGCACAGUUGUUUAAAAAUAAAUUGGGAACUUGCAGCCUGUAGGUUAUAGGUGAUGCCUCGCCAUUGGCCACACCCCCUCCUCCACGUCCACAGUGCCACGCAUGAGCUUAUUAACAAGUCAUGUAGACAUAAUUCCAAAUGACGAAACCAAAAACCUUCCCCGUUCCUGCUCAUUCAUCACAGCGACCCGUCAGUUAGUGACACCGACGUCCGCGUGCACUUAGUACAGCGUAUUAUGGAGGCACGGAUUUUUAGUUUGUUUUUAUUCGAGAAAAAAAAAAAAAAACGCUUCUACCUCUGCAUAGUUUGAACCAUGCAUCAGUGCACUUUUCCCCCUUUCCAUGAAAGGUUUUUGUAUUUGUGUCACAGUGACAUAAAGUUGCGAUGUCUCAUUCACGUGUGGUCCUUUUAGCAAUAUGUUUCUGUGUAACUUUUUUGAACCACUGACUUCUAUCUUGAAAAGGCCGGAGACGGAGGUUGGAUUUUGUAUGCGUUUGCAACCGAGUUCAUUCCAAAGCAAAACCAGAUCUGCGUCACGUUGGACUUCAACCAUCCGAGUGUGAUGUCACCACCUGCUAACAUGUUUCUUUGAGGCAAUACGCAGGUUAUCUUUGCACCUGGUGUAAAUCCAUCUUUAAAAAAAAAUGAAUGUAGCCAGCACUUGUAUAGUACUGUAAUGAAAAUGAACGACACAAUGUAAUACUGCUUCGCUGUGUGCAUUUGUUGAAUUCAUUGAAUGACUGUAUGUGUUAUUAAAAAAGGAAAAUAUCAAA